Molecule: messenger RNA, 771 nt
Organism: Serpula lacrymans var. lacrymans S7.9
Lineage: Eukaryota; Fungi; Basidiomycota; Agaricomycetes; Boletales; Serpulaceae
Exons: 2
Coding region: 10-573 (187 amino acids)
Source: RefSeq, a predicted model, not a curated record
GCCAUUAUCAUGGGCAAAUUCUCGAUACAAUACAGCGAUGACUCGGAACCGCACCCAGAACGCAGAAAUAUCGGAUUAUGCUCAUUGUUGCUAACCGUUCAAUUCUUGGCGCAACUACUCCUGAUUCCACAAGGCACUCUUUUUGGUCAGAUCAUGUUUUUGACCUCACUAGCCUUUUCGUGGGGCUAUAAUUCGUGGCUUUCUUCGCUAGACAAGGCGAAAUUGCAAAGAGAUAUGUUGAUCGAGAAAGUCUUGAAUAAGCCGCCCAUGAAGAAGUACGAGCUGGGAACUAGGACGGCGAUGGUCGUUUUCGUCAUUCUCGCUCUGGGGAAGCAGCUUGAAGAACCCAGGAAACUGUUGGAGAGUCUCCUUCCGAAUGACACUAAAGUUUGGAAACGGUGGAAGGACACGGUUUUGGAGAGGCUUAAAAUGGGAGGGGAGAUCUGUUUUCAGAAAGAUGAAUGGGACGUUGAAGGGUAUUCUGAAAGUGAGAGGAAUUUGUUGAAGACGCUUUAUGAGGAUGCAGAGGCCGCUUGGAGAACCCAUAGAAAGCGCAGUCAAAUCGCCGGCUAAAACUACCUACACCAGUAUCGUUGGAUCAGUCUGUGAUAAAGGGUAAAGGAGUGAUCCUUGGCUCAAGCAUCACUAGAAUCAGCUACCGCAUAUCAUGGACAUUGUCACGGAUGGAUGGUUGUGGAGAAGUUGAGCGUCGACUCGGACGUGAGACAACUCGAUGCCACUUGCGAAAUUACGAGGCUCAAUUGGAGAUUU